AUGCAGAUAUUGGAUGCCCGUGUCCAGCGCCGGACGUCUUCUUUUGACGAAGCUGCUGUCGAGGCAUGCUCACCAGCCACUUACGAGAAGUAUAUGGAAGAGAUCCAGAAUCAGAUCUCCGGUGCGGCUGGCACUGUGGGCGGCUUGGCGGAUCAGCUAAUGGCCGGAUGGGCAAUGGGAGACUUCAACUACACAAUGCUCCUACAGCUGGUAGAUCAAGAGAUUUCCGUUGUCGACUAUUUGAAGGCAAACUACCUCUUCCUCGCCCUCAUUGCCGUCUCCGUUCUCCUGCUCGUGCUCUGGCUGUUCUUCUGUCUUCCAAAGGUUUGCUGUCGAUGGUACCGAAAGUGUUGCUGCUGCAUUCGUGAACACACACACAAGCUUGGAUUGACCGGAAGAAUGGUUGUCGUCGCAGUCGGCGGCGUCGCCUUGGUUUUGGCCUUCAUUUUUGGAGUCGUGACGGCCUCAACAGAGGCCUCGGGCAUUAACGGCGUUCGGGCUCUGCAGUGCCACAUGUACACGACAGUCGGAGAAAUGAUCAAGGGUUCCGACCCCGCAGUGGUGGUUAACGAGCGGUUUAUUGGCGUUUCGCCUUUGGCGCAGGAGAUCCGGGAUCUGUCGAUCAAACUCGACACGACAAACCCGCAGAGUCUCCUAACUGAUCUGCGGGCGCAGAUUGAGGAAGACUUCCAUUUUGAAGAAGAACGUGCAGGAGCUGUAGGCAGUUUAAAAGCGUUCAGACAGUCAAUGGAGAUUGCUAGCCUCGGAGAUUCCGCCCACAUAUGUUAUGGCUGCAAGGCCGUUUCAGAACGAACGGUCCAGGAACUUCUUGAUAAAUACCAGGAGAUUUUAGAGACCAACCUGGAUCUGACCAACUACAUCGAUGUAAUGUUCGAAAACAUCAAUUUCCCGACAAUCGUGCUCGACAAGAUUAUCCCCGUCAACGAGGUUGAAGAAGUCGUAAAGAACGCAACGGAAACACUCGCGGAAACGCAGCCUUCCAUUUCCAGUAGCUUGACCAUGGCCGAGGUCGUCUUCGCGCUAGCUUGUUCAUUCGUCCUCCUUAUGGUUGUCAUGGGCGCCGUUUGGUUGGUGUUUUUCUUCAUCAGGAGCGGAAAAACAGGCACGAAGUUGGCAUGCAUCCAGUGGAAUACCCUCUGUGUUUGCAUGUUUGUCUUGCUUAUCGUCGCCGGCGUAUUUGGCUUCGUCAUGGACCUCCUCUUGAGAGGCUGCCAAUAUGCGAACACUGUGUUGAUCGAAAAAGACGACUGGUCAUGGCUCGUCGACAAAAUUGAUCCGGACCGCGCGACACCGAUUAGCCUCCUUGCCGACGGCUGUCUUGCUGACGGCGGCAACGGAGAUCUUGUUGACAUCUUCGGCUACAAAGACGAAUUCAACAACAUGGUUUCGGAGGUCGAGGAAACCAUUAGAAGAGCAGUUGGAAACCUCCCGCAGACACCUGAGCUCCCAAUCCAAGGAUUGGAUGAGUUCGAGGAAUUCCUUCAGCAGAUCGGCUGGGUUGUCACCAUCGACAAAGACACAGCAGGAUUAGAGAGGCUCAACACGUUUCCUCCUUUCCUGACCAGUGGAGUUCAAGAGGAGGAUGUCGAAGUGACCUUGUCAGACAAGAAGAUGACGCUUUCGGGGUUGCGCACGCUCGAGGCGCUCGUCCAGCCUUGGAAGUUUUCCGCCCUUCGUCCCGAUGAAACCCCCGACAAGUUCACGAUCACGGCUACGUAUCCGGCGGAAGAUGACCCCUUUUUGACCGAAUGGCUAGCUUCCUAUAACUCUGGGAAAGACUCAGGUCAUCCUAGCAGCAGAGUCGCUGAUGCGAGGGCGAAAAUGAAGAAUGCCAUAUGGUGGAGCGUGCAGAAGCACAAGGUUCUCAGCGCCAAGUAUUCCUGCUUCUUCUACGAUGCAGCCACGGGGAAAGUUGUGGAACAGUCUUGCCCCGGCAGCACCGUCUUUGCGUACAGUCCCGACGACUGGUCGAAGAACUCACUUAUCUCCAGCGCGAGCGCCAUGGUUCAGUGGAUCAAGAAACUGCUCCUGCGCGUGGAAAAUAGCAUCCCCACAGCAACUGAAAGCGCAACCGAGAUUCUCUUUUCCAUUAUACGGAAAGUAAAGGCCUUGGUUGACGGUAUCAACUGCAAAUUCAUGAGGCGCGCUUUCGUCCAAGGAUGUCUCAUCGCCUGUGACCAGGCCUUCCUCCCGCUGUACAAGGCGGCCCGAUACUGUGCGGUGACUGCGGGAUCCCUGCUGCUGUGGAUCACAGUCCUUCUCAUGGUGUGGCGAAAGCUGAAAGACAACCGCACGAUCGGCAGUAUAGCUUCUGACUGA
Molecule: messenger RNA, 2340 nt
Organism: Neospora caninum
Lineage: Eukaryota; Apicomplexa; Conoidasida; Eucoccidiorida; Sarcocystidae
Exons: 8
Coding region: 1-2340 (779 amino acids)
Source: RefSeq, a predicted model, not a curated record